CUCCACACUUAAAAACAGAAGUGACAGCACAUCUAUCCAGACAGCUUCAUGUUGUCCACACUGGAUGAUGACAAUUUUCCGGGGGCGAAUAAACACACCAGGGGUCAGAGACACGGAUAACGAGCAGACAGCCAGACGACCCGCAGCCAUGAUCCCGACGGGUCGCACUCCGUGUCUUCCCUCUCGAGCUACCGUCCAGGAGCUCUUCUCCGUGGCUCGAGACGCCGGCGUCGUCCCCGAUAUCUCCUUGGAUCCCGUCCUCGCCACCUUCCUCUCGCUGGACUCCUCGGCCGCUCUGCAGCACCAACACGCCUCCUUGCGGCGCAGCAUGAGCGGGGAGCUGCAGGCCGCGUUCGGCCUCAACCUGAGCAGAGAGCUGGGAGGCGGCGGCCGGGUCACCGGUGGAGGAGUCGGGGUGGUUGCUCUGGCUUUGUCUUUGCUUUUUGACCAGGUUGCCCAACAAGUCCGAGCUCAAGGUUCCACUGGGGGGAACCCACCCGCUCGCGGAUCCCAGCCCAGGAGGAUUUUUGGCAUCAGCAGCGCUUCGAGAAUCGGCCGGCUGGUCCAUGGCUACCUGCGCCUGAUCCCCGGCAUCGCCAACGACCGCGAGGAGAUGGCCGAGGCCGCGGAGCGUCACGACGACUGGCUGAAUCUGGAGCUGAUUGACCACUACGAGAGGAUGACCACGAGGAAGAGGAUGAGCACGGUGUCCAUGCAGCAGUGGUUGGCUGGGGCGGCGUUUCAUCUACACGUGAGGAUUCACCAGGUCCGUCUGAAGUCUGUGCCUCGGGGAUCCGCCGAGUCUCUGCGUCUGUCUUAUAAGACGGCGUUAAGUCGCCUGGUUCAGGGCUACACGGCCUAUCUGCACAGGAACAUCAAGGAGACUCCGGCGGUCGGACCGGGACCAACCAGCGCAGUAGGCAGAGCCAAUAUAAGGAAUUCCAUUUUUAACGGCAGCCUGUUUAAGUUUAACCGGACGACGUCGCCCAACUCGAGUGCCGGCGUAAGCGGAGGCUGCGAAACUGACUUUGUGUCAAGGACAAGAAAUGAAAGCAGCCGGGUUGUGGUCAACAGAAAGUGUCCCGACAAUGCGACGCAUGCGGAUGUUCAGGGGCUGUUGGUCAUUGAGCCAGGGAGGAACGUGACUCACAAAGUGCAGCAUCACCCCUGCGAGUCUCCGGCCUUACAGCAAGCUCUGGUGACUCGUAUUAUCAACGCUCAGGACAUGGAGCGGAACAGACGCUUCUUCCUGUACCCUGAGAAGUUGUUCCGUGGCCUCCUCUCGCAGAAGGACGACUUUGAGCUGGAGACUGAUUAAAUGAGCAUUAUCAGCUGAUAUAAAAACUAAAACACUAAAAACAGUAACAAAUUGUAUCACUUUAAUCGCACUUAUAAUGACUCUUAUCUAUAGCAAGUUGGCUGAUUUGAUGAAAUUGCUCUUUAUUGUUCUUCAGGGUUUGUAUCCUUAUGGUAGAAAUAAUGUAAUAAAGCUCCAUUGUUAAUAAAAGUGGAUUAUAUUAAUACCACAUUUUAUCAAAACUUGACAAUUGAUACAGGUUGAAUAUAUUUGUAUUAUCUGAUAUUUCUGCAAGUUCAGUGUGUGUGUUUGUUGGGAGGGGGGUAGCUGUUACCAUAUUCUUGAAAUGUCAAAGUUUGUGCUUGUAAAAAGAAAUGUUGUAUCACUUGCAUAAACUAAUACUAUAUCAUUUACGCAUAUAUUCAUAUACACAUACAUGUAAGAUUAAGAACAGUGAUGGGUCAUGUUAAUUAUCAUUCAAAAUAUAAAAUAAAAAGACUGACCACUUGGGAGGG
This is a messenger RNA of Pungitius pungitius (ninespine stickleback), 1812 nucleotides long. RefSeq lists its product as uncharacterized. The transcript has 4 exons. The coding region runs from base 65 to 1318 and encodes 417 amino acids. The record is from RefSeq and is a predicted model, not a curated record. NCBI's taxonomy places the organism in Eukaryota, Metazoa, Chordata, Actinopteri, Perciformes, Gasterosteidae.